This is a messenger RNA of Cebus imitator (Panamanian white-faced capuchin), 5721 nucleotides long. RefSeq names its product transient receptor potential cation channel subfamily C member 5 (gene TRPC5). The transcript has 13 exons. Bases 793 to 3717 code for a protein of 974 amino acids. Gene Ontology annotation, biological process: manganese ion transport; calcium ion transmembrane transport; regulation of cytosolic calcium ion concentration. Gene Ontology annotation, molecular function: store-operated calcium channel activity; inositol 1,4,5 trisphosphate binding; protein binding. The record is from RefSeq and is a predicted model, not a curated record. Lineage: Eukaryota; Metazoa; Chordata; Mammalia; Primates; Cebidae. Gene Ontology annotation, cellular component: cation channel complex; membrane.
UUUGCGGGGAGAUCCAGAGAGGCUUCGGGGCUGGGGGAGGUGAGGGGUGCUUUAGCCUGCCUACCAGGGUUGUCUCAAUCUCUCUCUCUCUCUCUCUCUCAAUCUCUCUCUCACACACACACACACACACACACACACGCACGCACACACACACACCCCACAUCACAACCGAGACGGGCUGUCCGCAGCUCUCAGCCACCCCAAGGGGAGGAAGAGAACAGGAGCAGGGGGAAGCCUGGCGCAGAAAGAAGGGAAAAGGAAGAGCUCAGGGUUGAACAUUUUUGGAGAUUGGGGUGGGGAGAAGAAAGGAAGCGUGCCUCCUCUAUUUUCCCCUCCCUACCCCUCUUUGCUUUUCUCUCCCCUUCCCUGUAUAGCAUAUUCCAGAAAAGGCAGCAGAAGGGGAUAGAAACCUCUAGUGUAGAAAGGGAUUUAGAGGGGUGGCCAGCGUUCCCGCCAGCCGCUACCUAACAGCUGGAGCUUGAAUGUGCAGCCUAGAGGCCCCAGGCUGUCCCAUGUGGCCGCUGUUUGCGCGCUGCCAAAGAGGAGUCCGGCAAGGCGCGGCAUCUCACAUCCUGGCCGGCCGACACCCAGACAACACAGGUCUGAUCCGGAGGAACCACUUGGCUCAGGAAAAGGAAAUGAAGACAUAAAGAAGUGGUAAUGUGACUUGCCUAAGUUCAUAUUUCAAAUUAGUGGCAGAGCUGGGACUACAAUCCACGUCUCCUAAUUCCCAGGACAAUAUUUUUAAACUGCACCAAUUUACAAAUAGAGCUUUCUAAAUUGCUAUGAACCAUGGCCCAACUGUACUACAAAAAGGUCAACUAUUCACCGUACAGAGACCGCAUCCCCUUGCAAAUUGUGAGGGCUGAGACAGAGCUCUCUGCAGAGGAGAAGGCCUUCCUCAAUGCUGUGGAGAAGGGGGACUAUGCCACUGUGAAGCAGGCCCUUCAGGAGGCUGAGAUCUACUAUAAUGUCAACAUCAACUGCAUGGACCCCCUGGGCCGGAGUGCCCUGCUCAUUGCCAUUGAGAACGAGAACCUGGAGAUCAUGGAGCUACUGCUGAACCACAGUGUGUAUGUGGGUGAUGCAUUGCUCUAUGCCAUACGCAAGGAAGUGGUGGGCGCUGUGGAGCUUCUGCUCAGCUAUAGGCGGCCCAGUGGAGAGAAGCAGGUCCCCACUCUGAUGAUGGACACCCAGUUCUCUGAGUUCACACCAGACAUCACUCCCAUCAUGCUGGCUGCCCACACCAACAACUACGAAAUCAUCAAAUUGCUUGUGCAAAAACGGGUCACUAUCCCACGGCCCCACCAGAUACGCUGCAACUGUGUGGAGUGUGUGUCUAGUUCAGAGGUAGACAGCCUGCGCCACUCUCGCUCCCGACUGAACAUCUAUAAGGCUCUGGCAAGCCCCUCACUCAUUGCCUUAUCAAGUGAGGAUCCCAUCCUAACUGCCUUCCGCCUCGGCUGGGAGCUCAAGGAGCUCAGCAAGGUGGAGAAUGAGUUCAAGGCCGAAUAUGAGGAGCUCUCUCAGCAGUGCAAGCUCUUUGCCAAGGACCUGCUGGACCAAGCUCGGAGCUCCCGGGAACUAGAGAUCAUCCUCAACCAUCGAGAUGACCACAGUGAAGAGCUAGACCCUCAGAAGUACCAUGACCUGGCCAAGCUGAAGGUGGCAAUCAAAUACCACCAGAAAGAGUUUGUUGCUCAGCCCAAUUGCCAACAGUUGCUUGCCACCCUGUGGUAUGAUGGCUUCCCUGGAUGGCGGCGGAAACACUGGGUAGUCAAGCUUCUAACCUGCAUGACCAUUGGGUUCCUGUUUCCCAUGCUGUCUAUAGCCUACCUGAUCUCACCCAGGAGCAACCUUGGGCUGUUCAUCAAGAAACCCUUUAUCAAGUUUAUCUGCCACACAGCAUCCUAUUUGACUUUCCUCUUCAUGCUUCUCCUGGCUUCUCAACACAUUGUCAGGACAGACCUUCAUGUACAGGGGCCUCCCCCAACGGUCGUGGAAUGGAUGAUAUUGCCUUGGGUUCUAGGUUUCAUUUGGGGUGAGAUUAAGGAAAUGUGGGAUGGCGGAUUUACUGAAUACAUUCAUGACUGGUGGAACCUGAUGGAUUUUGCAAUGAACUCCCUCUACCUGGCAACUAUUUCCUUGAAGAUUGUGGCCUAUGUCAAGUAUAAUGGUUCUCGUCCAAGGGAGGAAUGGGAAAUGUGGCACCCAACUCUGAUUGCAGAAGCACUCUUCGCGAUAUCCAACAUUUUAAGUUCGUUGCGUCUCAUAUCCCUGUUCACAGCCAACUCCCACUUAGGACCUCUGCAGAUCUCUUUGGGACGCAUGCUGCUUGAUAUCCUCAAAUUCCUCUUUAUCUACUGCCUGGUACUACUGGCUUUUGCCAAUGGACUGAACCAGCUUUAUUUCUAUUAUGAGACUAGAGCUAUCGAUGAGCCUAACAACUGCAAGGGGAUCCGAUGUGAGAAACAGAACAAUGCCUUCUCCACGCUCUUUGAGACUCUCCAGUCACUUUUCUGGUCUGUAUUUGGCCUUUUAAAUCUAUAUGUCACCAAUGUGAAAGCCAGACACGAAUUCACUGAGUUUGUAGGAGCUACCAUGUUUGGAACGUACAACGUCAUCUCCCUGGUAGUGCUGCUGAACAUGCUGAUUGCUAUGAUGAACAACUCCUACCAGCUUAUUGCCGAUCAUGCUGAUAUUGAGUGGAAGUUUGCAAGGACGAAGCUCUGGAUGAGUUACUUUGAUGAAGGUGGAACGUUGCCACCUCCUUUCAACAUCAUCCCAAGCCCCAAGUCAUUUCUAUACCUUGGUAACUGGUUCAACAACACCUUCUGCCCCAAAAGAGACCCUGACGGUAGACGGAGAAGGCGAAACUUGAGAAGCUUCACAGAUCGCAAUGCCGACAGCCUGAUACAAAAUCAACAUUAUCAGGAAGUUAUCAGGAAUUUAGUCAAAAGAUAUGUGGCUGCUAUGAUAAGAAAUUCCAAAACAAAUGAGGGGCUAACAGAAGAAAAUUUUAAGGAAUUAAAGCAAGACAUCUCCAGCUUUCGAUAUGAAGUUCUUGACCUCUUGGGAAAUAGAAAACACCCAAGGAGAAGCUUUUCCACUAGCAGCACUGAACUCUCUCAGAGAGACGAUACUCAUGAUGGCAGUGGUGGGGCUCGGGCCAAAUCCAAGAGUGUCUCUUUUAAUUUAGGCUGCAAGAAAAAGGCUUGCCAUGGGCCACCUCUCAUCAGAACCAUGCCAAGAUCCAGUGGUGCCCAGGGAAAGUCAAAAGCUGAGUCAUCAAGCAAACGCUCCUUCAUGGGUCCUUCUCUCAAGAAACUGGGUCUCCUAUUCUCCAAAUUUAAUAGUCAUAUGUCUGAACCCAGUUCAGAGCCAAUGUACACAAUUUCUGGUGGAAUUGUUCAGCAGCACUGUAUGUGGCAGGACAUCAGAUAUUCUCAGAUGGAGAAAGGGAAAGCAGAGGCCUGUGCUCAAAGUGAAAUUAACCUCAGUGAGGUAGAAUUAGGUGAAGUCCAGGGCGCUGCUCAGAGCAGUGAAUGCCCUUUAGCCUGUUCCAGCUCUCUUCACUGUGCAUCCAGCAUCUGCUCCUCAAAUUCUAAACUUUUAGACUCCUCAGAGGAUGUAUUUGAAACUUGGGGAGAGGCUUGUGACUUGCUCAUGCACAAAUGGGGUGAUGGACAGGAAGAACAAGUUACAACUCGGCUCUAAGUCAAGUCCUUAUCAUCUGUUCUGGAACUCAACAGAAAUUUGUCAUUUCCUUGCUCUCAGAGGUGACACAAAAUAUGAUUCCCUUACUGCCCCUGCCCCCCAAAAAGGAGAGUGAAACUCCUAUUUGCACCAUCUUUUAUAGCCACAUUCUCCAUUUUUGUUGUUUUAUUACUUUCAUUAGCUUUUGCCUUUUUAUACCUGUAAACACUAAGUCCAUCUUACAACCAACUGAAAGGGUGUUGCACCUAAUCAGCAGAGGUGCAGCUGGGUGCUUCACCCUUUUGCUUUGCUUUUAUUACCCAUGCUUCCUUGAAGCCCCAGGUGCCAACUUGCUGUUGCUGCCACACAGAUUCCUGACCAUCCUCAGGAUUUCAUGCCAUUUUCCCACAGAGCUGAGGGAUGUGGUCAGCAGUCCCCACCAGCUAUCAGAUAAGGCAAACUACCCUGCCUAUCUUUGUUGCCAUUCAGUGCUACACGCUGCCCAUGCUGGUUCAAUGAACAGCAUCAAAGGGAGGCUGAAGAGAUUCCAAAGAAUUGUCAGCUUGUAGUUUCUAGGUAUAAAUGACUUGUUUCGUUCUUAAACACUACAACUUCUUAUUGUGGGGGCUGUUGAGUUUUCUUGUUUCUUAAAGAUGUGUUAGUUUCCUAAUAUGUGCCACUGAAAUAUUUACCCCAUAGUAUAUGUUAUAUCUAAUAAGUUAGGUGAAUUCUUUUCCUGUGUUUGUGUGUUUCAGUUAUCUUACAUUUUAAAAUUUGAUAGUAUCAAAAUUAGUAUUUAGAAUUUGUGCUGUUUUUUAAAAACUUCUACUGCACUCUAACCAGUAGUCACUACAUCUCAUACAUUGGCAAGAAAAAUAGUUGUCAUAUUUGUCAGGUCCUAUUUUGUUGAUAGUUUUAAUUAUCAUUGCUAUCAAAGCAUUUCUAAGAUAAAAGCCUGAAUUUGAAAUAUAAGAAAAAUGUCAUAUUGCUGAAGUGUCAAAAUGAGAAAAGAGCAUCUUAAUUUUAAUUAAUUGCUUUAUAAAAUGGCAAUUUUAGGUCGAGAUAACUUAAUUCGCAUUGCAGUUUUAAUAUUCAUUGGGGCAGUGGAAUUGCAUGUGUAAAUUAUGUUAAAUAUGAAACAUAACAACCCUAGUGGAUUCAUGGAAUUAUAAACGUGAUCCAAAUUCUACUGUCUUCAAAGAAAGCCGUAUUUAUACAUCCAAACAUAUUCUUUUGCACAGCUUAAGAGUACCUCAUCAGAAUACAACGGUUCAAGUUAAAAAAUAAAGUCCACAAUGCAUAUGAUCAUCAUUUUAGACCUGAUAACCACUCAGAACCUUGAGCAAGGGCGGUUUUUACCAACAUUAGCACAAAGGUUUCCUCAAUUUAGAUUCUAACAUAUGACCUGAAAAAACUUUAGGUCUGAAUCCUAGAGAUUAAAUUAAUAGCGUAUAGCCCAGAAAAGUAAAAUAGUUAGGUGUCACUCUGCUCUUUUAAAUGUCAACACCAAUAGGAUUCCAUUUAGAUUAAUGUAUGUAAUUUCUGGUAAAAGAGAAAUGAGGAAUUUUCAAACACUGCAAAUAUGCCUCCAAAGUUGCUUUUGAUAGUGUGAUUUCUGUUAUUUGGAUUUCAUCUCUUUCAAUAGCCUAGAGAAGAGCCAAAUGGAGGGGUAAGGGCCAGAAAUAGGAGGAGGUUUUGAAGAAUAAAGCCUCAGACCCAGCGAAAAGUGAUCAAGUGUAAAAGCUGCAUCAAGACUCAUUUAGCACAAAGGUUGUCCCAAAAUAAUUCCUUGAUCAUAUCUGAAGUGGUUUUUCACUCAAAUCAAUUUCUCCCCUGCUUCACUGAGACUGUCAUAUAUGUCCUUGACAUUUUGUAAUAGGUUACUUUCCGGAAAGGUUUCUGAAGUUACAGAUUCAGCUUUCCAAAUUGUCAAAUUCACUUUGAAUAAUAAUAGAACCUGGGCUACCUUCCUAACUCAUAUUAACAGCACCAAAAGAAAUAGCAUAUAACCCUAUUUCAUAAAAA